UCUUGACUGCGCAUUCUGUUUUAAUGAGCAGGCUCGGAGGUGCUCCAGCUGCUGUCAUGGUUCGUUCGCUAAACUGCAUCGUCGCUGUGUCCCAGAACAUGGGCAUCAGCAAGAACGGGGACCUGCCCUGGCCGCCGCUCAGGAAUGAAUUCAGAUAUUUCCAGAGAAUGACCACAACCUCUUCAGUAGAAGGUAAACAGAAUCUGGUGAUUAUGAGUAAGAAGACUUGGUUCUCCAUUUCUGAGAAGAAUCGACCUUUAAAGGGUAGAAUUAAUUUAGUUCUCAGCAGAGAACUCAAGGAACCUCCACAAGGAGCUCAUUUUCUUGCCAGAAGUCUGGAUGAUGCCUUAACACUUACUGAACAACCAGAAUUAGCAUAUAAAGUAGACAUGAUUUGGAUAGUUGGUGGCAGUUCUGUUUAUAAAAUACACAGGUGUUCUCUCUGAUGUGCAAGAGGAGAAAGGCAUUAAGUACAAAUUUGAAGUAUAUGAGAAGAAUGAUUAAUAUGAAGGUGUUUUCUGGUUUAAGUUGUUCUCCCUCCCUCUAAAAAAAGUAUGUAUUUUUACAUUAGAAAAAAAGUAUUUUGUUGACUUUAGAUCUAUAAUUAUUUCUAAGCCACUUGUUUUUAUUCCCCACUACUCUUGACUCUAUCAGAUCCAUUUAUGAAACAUUCUUGCUAUAAAUAAGUGCUUCUCCAAGACCCUGACUGAGUCCCCAGCACUUGCUACAGUGAGCUGCCUUUCCACACCCAUCACAUGUGACACCCUUGCCAGUCCUUGACAUUGUCGGGCUUUUCAAAUGUUGGUAAUAUUUAUUAAAGAUGAAGAUCCACAAA
This is a messenger RNA of Rhinopithecus roxellana (golden snub-nosed monkey), 835 nucleotides long. RefSeq names its product dihydrofolate reductase-like. The record is from RefSeq and is a predicted model, not a curated record. Gene Ontology annotation, biological process: tetrahydrofolate biosynthetic process; dihydrofolate metabolic process; glycine biosynthetic process. NCBI's taxonomy places the organism in Eukaryota, Metazoa, Chordata, Mammalia, Primates, Cercopithecidae. Gene Ontology annotation, cellular component: mitochondrion. Gene Ontology annotation, molecular function: NADP binding; dihydrofolate reductase activity. The coding region runs from base 24 to 446 and encodes 140 amino acids. The transcript is spliced from 2 exons.